This is a messenger RNA of Vigna unguiculata (cowpea), 1905 nucleotides long. Its product is annotated as diacylglycerol kinase 7-like. The record is from RefSeq and is a predicted model, not a curated record. Gene Ontology annotation, molecular function: ATP-dependent diacylglycerol kinase activity. Gene Ontology annotation, biological process: phospholipase C-activating G protein-coupled receptor signaling pathway. Gene Ontology annotation, cellular component: membrane. Lineage: Eukaryota; Viridiplantae; Streptophyta; Magnoliopsida; Fabales; Fabaceae.
CAAUCCAACUCAAAUUUACUGGUUGGACUUUCUUCUUUGCCUGCGCGCUGGAAAUACUGCCUUGAGGGUCAAGAAGCGCAGAAGAGAGGCGAACCGGAGGGUUUGCCUCAAAGAAGAAAGGAAUCCAGUGGUCGCCGAGAGAAAAGGAAACCGAAGAAGAAGAUGGGAUCGCCGGCGACGACUGGUGAGACGAAGAAGAUAGCGGUGCGGUCGUCGAUUGUCGAGUCCCUUCGCGGUUGCGGUCUGUCCGGGAUGCGAAUUGACAAGGAAGAGUUGAAGAAGCAACUAACCAUGCCGCGGUACCUGCGCUACGCAAUGCGCGAUUCCAUUCGUCUUCAGGACCCCGCCGCCGGUGAGUCCCGCUACAUUAACCGCGCUGACGGCGAGGAUUCCGCCGCCCCGCCCUGUCCCAUGGUCGUCUUCAUCAACCCCAACAGCGGCGGUCGCCACGGCCCCGCUCUCAAGGAGAGACUCCAGCAACUCAUGAGUGAAGAGCAGGUAUUUGACUUAUCAGAUGUGAAGCCUCAUGAAUUCGUACGGUAUGGAUUGAGUUGUCUGGAGAUGUUGGCGAGCCUUGGUGAUUCUUGUGCCAAAGAAACUCGUGAAAGAAUUAGGGUUAUGGUUGCUGGAGGUGAUGGUACAGUUGGUUGGGUAUUAGGAUGUCUAACAGAACUUCGCACACAGGCUCGAGAGCCAGUUCCUCCUGUAGGUAUCAUACCGCUGGGGACAGGCAAUGACCUUUCUAGGAGUUUUGAUUGGGGUGGGUCAUUUCCGUUUGCAUGGAGGUCUGCUAUUAAGAGAAUUCUUCAAAGGGCUAGUACUGGGAGUGUUAACCGUUUGGAUAGUUGGCGUGUUUCACUUGCAAUGCCAGAAGGCACAUCUGUGAAGCUACCGCAUUGUUUGAAGCCUACAGAACAGUUCACUCUUGAUCAGAGCUUUGAAAUUAAGGGAGCACUACCAGAGACAGUUGCAAGUUAUGAAGGCGUGUACUAUAAUUACUUCAGCAUAGGAAUGGAUGCCCAAGUGGCUUAUGGCUUCCAUCAUCUACGAAAUGAAAGACCUUACCUUGCAAGCGGUCCAAUUUCAAAUAAGAUUAUAUACUCAGGUUACAGCUGCACACAGGGCUGGUUUUUCACACCUUGCGUUAGUGAUCCAGGUCUAAGGGGACUCAAAAACAUUUUGCGGAUGCAUAUCAAAAAGAUCAAUAGCUCAGAGUGGGAGCAGAUUGCAAUUCCUACAAGUGUAAGGGCAAUAGUAGCUCUGAAUCUUCAUAGCUAUGGAAGUGGGAGAAAUCCAUGGGGUAAACCAAAACCAGAAUAUUUGGAAAAGAAAGGCUUUGUUGAAGCUGAUGUUGCCGAUGGGCUCUUGGAAAUAUUUGGUUUAAAACAAGGAUGGCAUGCAUCGUUUGUAAUGGUUGAACUGAUAUCUGCAAAGCAUCUAGCUCAGGCUUCAGCUAUUCGAUUGGAAGUGAGAGGUGGACGGUGGAAAAAUGCCUAUAUGCAAAUGGACGGAGAACCCUGGAAGCAGCCAUUGAGCAAGGAGUUCACCACAUUCGUGGAUAUAAAGAGAGAACCUUUCCAGUCCCUUGUUAUCAGUGGAAAAAAGUAAUUCUUAGGUGUUUGGCUUUUCCACAGCUGGAGUUCAUGAAAGGCUUUUAUAUUAUGGGCAAUCUUAGGAAUUGGCUGUACGAUACACGGAAAGUUUGGUGUUGUAAAAAAUAUGUCUUUUGUUUUAUUAAAAUGUUGUUUAUGCUUAGUGAGAAUAAUUCUUUGAUGGUUUCCAUAGCUGGCGGCGGUAGGCAUGGAAGGCAUAUGUAUAUGUAAUCCUGAGCAUUGGCUCUCCAUUAUAUUUGUUUGUGGAAAAGAAUUUUUUUGGCUAAUGACCACCUAUCCAGUUUCCAUGAUC